Molecule: messenger RNA, 1209 nt
Organism: Megalopta genalis
Lineage: Eukaryota; Metazoa; Arthropoda; Insecta; Hymenoptera; Halictidae
Source: RefSeq, a predicted model, not a curated record
CUGGGGGUGGACAUUCCGGUGGGCAUGGCACCGGAGGCAUCGGUGGACAAGCGUACAUGUUACCUAAUAUUGUUUAACUGUUUAUCACGUAAGAAGAUUAUAUAAUAACAGGAAUUUGGAGAGCAAUUCUUGGAUCCAUUUUACCGAGGAAGGUUAGCCGAGGGUGCUCUUUUUGCUUGAGAAAUCGAUCUACGAGCAAGUUCAGACGGCUAUAGAAACCGAUCCGUCAUGGCAUUCAAUCCACUAACCUAACUAAGAAAAACUCUUCACUAUGUUAAACCCAAACCCUUUGUUCUCCUCGCAGAACGAUUAACACCUGGGAAAGAUGAUCGUCGCGACUCGCCAGUGCGGCUGUCCGCCGAAGAAGGAGGAACCACCGUGUUCCCCUUGUUGCGUGAAUAAGCGGAGCAAGAAGACCGAGCUUGGAGCUGGAUGUGGAUCCUCGAAGAACCUGAAAUCGAUCCUUUCUCGUCCGAAGAUCAAAGAGCCAAUCUGCUGUCCGAUAAAACCGCCAGAGUGCAAGGAGCCUCCAGUUGUCAAGGUGCGUUCCGAUAUCGCGGAACGUGGCCUGCCCUACAAAGAGCUGGAGGCCACAAUCAACGACAAUAGGCUGGUGAUAAGGACUCAGAAGGAGCCUCCUAAAGAAGACUUUGAUCCACCCUGCGACUGCUCCGAGGAUCCUCGAGCGAAAAUCAUCGAAGAGGAGAAGAAACCGGACCAGCCGUCGGACAGUCGUACUCUGACGCUGUUCCCGCAGGGUUUGAAUCUCGAAGACGAGGCAGAAAAGGUUUCCCAGGAGGAACACGAGGAGCCUGAACCUCCGAAGAGGAUGUUGGAAGAGAAUCCUAACAUAUUUCGGCUCAGGGUGUGGAAGAAGUCGAAGGACGGGCAGAAUAUCGAUCUCGAGUUUCGAACGCCUCGGCCUUGGUCGAAGAAGAUGAGGCUGGAGCACGAGAAAGCUCUGCUUUUGGCGAUCAAGCCUAAAGCACUCGAAACGCACAAGGAGCAGGAUGAGAAAGAGGUUGAACCGAGGAAGAAGAAGAAGAAGAGAAGCGGAAGGUCGAGGAAGAGAAAAGUGCGAAACGAGUGCGAAGAGAUUCUGGCGAGGACGCCUUGCGGAAAGAAAAAGAGGAAGAUCUCGGACGAUUGCUGAUUCUCCGUUGUUGUACAAUAUUCUGGACACAAUAAACAGUACUCCGCUCAUCCGUA